Messenger RNA from Sphenostylis stenocarpa, 267 nucleotides. Lineage: Eukaryota; Viridiplantae; Streptophyta; Magnoliopsida; Fabales; Fabaceae. The record is from the annotation of a GenBank genome assembly.
AUGAGAGUGAGGGUAGUGUGGGCUGGAGACGCGACGCGGUGGUUUAGGGUUCGAAGGAGGCGACCGAGUCGUGAUUUGGAUGAGGGUGGUUCGAUUGAGGUGGCCUGUGGUGGCGUGAAGGAGAUGGGGGAGAAGCGGUCUUGGAUGGCAGGUUCCAAUGAGGUUGAAAUGGGAGGCAAUAUUGUUAGAGCAGGAUUAUGUUGGUGGCUGCAGCAUUGUAGCAAAGAGGAGAGGGUGAAGCAGUGUAGCAGAGAGGGUGAAACAUGA